Orbilia oligospora ATCC 24927 is the source of this 1080-nucleotide messenger RNA. RefSeq lists its product as uncharacterized. The record is from RefSeq and is a predicted model, not a curated record. The transcript has 3 exons. Gene Ontology annotation, molecular function: antiporter activity. The coding region runs from base 1 to 1080 and encodes 359 amino acids. Gene Ontology annotation, cellular component: Golgi apparatus. Lineage: Eukaryota; Fungi; Ascomycota; Orbiliomycetes; Orbiliales; Orbiliaceae.
AUGUCUAUGAACACAGAACAGGAGAAACCUCUCCUCCCUCUCUAUUCCGAUAUCCCAGAGCAGAAGCCUGCUCCCUUACCGCCGCAACAGCGAGAGGAUACCUUAGCUACCAAAUAUGCAUGGUUGGCUGUUUAUUUCGGGCUCAAUUUGGCCCUUACUCUCUAUAAUAAAUCGGUGAUGGGCUCAAAGCCUGAUCGUCCGGCAUUAUUCCCAUUCCCUUACCUCCUUACAGGAUUACACGCCCUAUGCGGUUCUAUAGGAUGUAUGUUCUUUUAUGCCCGUGGAGCUUUCACAUUCACAAGGUUAUCAGAGUAUGAAAAUAUCAUCAUGCUGUUGUUCUCUGGCCUAUACACCAUCAACAUUGCUAUUUCCAAUGUGUCGCUGAACUUGGUCACCGUCCCUUUCCAUCAGGUCGUCCGUGCCAUGACACCUUUCUUCACCGUCAUUAUUUUCGUCGUCUGCUUCCGAAAGACUUAUGGAUACAUGACAUAUAUCUCCUUGAUUCCCGUGGUAGCUGGUGUCGGUUUCGCUACAGCUGGUGACUACUACUUUACACCUCUCGGCUUCUUCUUGACCCUCCUAGGCGCUUUCCUCGCUGCUUUGAAGACCGUCGUCACCAACAAGGUGCAAACUGGAAGACUCCGACUCACCGCCUUUGAGCUCCUAGCUCGCAUGUCGCCGCUCGCGUUCCUCCAAACCCUUCUCUACUCUUAUUAUACUGGAGAAAUGGCCAAGGCCCGAGUAUGGUUCUUCACCUCCUACGACAACCAAAAGGCCAUGAUUUUGCUCUUGAACGGUGCCAUUGCAUUUGCCCUAAACGUCAUCAGCUUUACCGCCAACAAGAAGACCGGAGCAUUGACAAUGACAGUCGCAGCCAACGUUAAGCAGAUCCUCACCAUCGUCAUCUCGUUCGCCUUCUACGACCUCAGAGUCACCUGGCUCAAUUCCGUUGGAAUCAUGCUUACAUUGAUCGGUGGAGCUUGGUACGCAAAGGUGGAACUAGAAGCCAAGCAGAGGAACAACCUACAACCGAAAGAGGGACCACCAUCACUACAGCACGUCGUUGUCACAAAGUCGUGA